Seminavis robusta is the source of this 2421-nucleotide messenger RNA. Lineage: Eukaryota; Bacillariophyta; Bacillariophyceae; Naviculales; Naviculaceae. The record is from the annotation of a GenBank genome assembly.
CAACACAGGACAAAGUCGGGUAUUUGAUGCCUUCGACGUGCAGAGUGAAGAGGGCCUUGAGGAGUCAACCCGCUGCAACGAUAGCCUCACUAGCUUUAAUGACUGACGUGACGAGAAUCUUCAAUCCAAUCCGAAAGAUCUGCCAAAAUUGAUGCGACAAUGAGGAUUGAUUGAUUCCCUCUCAAAACCCCGGUCUUUCUUUUUCCUUGACGAGUAAAAUAGCAUCGGCAAAACGGUUUCAAGGCCCUCCGAGAAGAAAUAGUUUCAUAGUGAGGUGCUAGCUAGCAACCCUCAGUGCUGGCAGAGAAGCGAGAUUGAGCGAAGGAAGCUUCCAGAUUUAGAUACUCUCUAUUUUCAUACCGUAGUAGAGGACGAGCACCAUGUUUGCUGCUUUGUUCAAGCGAGCUGCCGGCUCACGCCGCCGACUGCCAUCGUUUGCAUCUUCCAUUGGCGUCAAGAGACAUCAGCAGUUUACAGUGGCAGCCUUGUCGGUGGCCUCGCCUUUGGAUGAACGUACUGGAUCGGCGGCUAGCGUGGCAGCAGCACUGGCUGGUCUCGCCGUUGUAAUGGCUGCUGGCACCGUUACUACAAAAUGCGAGAAAUCGUCAGAAUUGACCCCUGCCUCUGUGGGGGCAGAAGACUUUGACGAGGUUCAAGCUUCCCACGAUAUUGAGAAAAUGCCCGUCUAUACAUCGGAUCAAGUGGCUGAAAACAAUGGUGAAGAUGGCAAACCAAUUUGGAUGUCUUAUGGAGGUGUGGUGUACGAUGUUACCAAGUUUAUUGCCAACCACCCGGGUGGAAGUGAAAAAAUUCUGACCGCUGCAGGAUCGGCGAUUGAACCAUUUUGGCACAUUUACCGACAACAUUUUGCCUCUGAUCUGCCCAUUCGACUCAUGGAACACAUGGCCAUCGGACGAUUGCUAGAAAAAGAUCAAGACGAGAUUGAAGAACAAAUGACGGCACUGCAGGAGUCUAGUGAAGACCCGUAUGAAAGGGAACCCGAAAGGGAUUCCCGACUCAUUGUCCAUUCCGAUGCCCCCAUGAACGCGGAGUGCCCGGGCUACCUACUCACGGAAAGCUACCUGACGCCUCCCAAUUUGUUUUACAUUCGUCAUCACCAUCCUGUGCCUUACUUGACAGAAUCCCAGCUCGACAACUUUCGAUUGGAAAUCGAUGUCUCGGCCUAUGAUCAACGGGGGCGGGUCCUUACCUUGACGUUGGAUGAUUUGAAAAGACUCAAGAAGACGGAAGUUACCACCACACUUCAGUGCAGCGGUAAUCGCCGUAGUGGAUUCAAUGACUUUCGAAGGACAUCGGGAACAACCUGGGGACAAGGUGCAAUUUCGACAGCGCGUUGGGGUGGAGUCCGACUCAAGGAUCUUCUCCAGCUGGCGGGUAUUGACGAUCCUAUCCAUGCUCAGGAAGUAUGGGGUAUGGAUCAUGUCCGUUUCACUGGAUUAGAUGGAAUGAUGGCAUCGAUUCACAUUGAAAAGGCAGCCAAUCCUUAUGGCGAUGUCAUUGUUUGCUACGAAAUGAACGGAGAACCGCUUCCACGCGACCAUGGAGGCCCUUUGCGUGUCAUUGUUCCAGGGUACUCGGCAGUUCGCAACGUCAAAUGGGUGCAACGCAUAGAAGUGGCUCCCACCGAAGCUGAAGGGCCCUGGCAACGUGGACUCAACUACAAGACCUUGCCACCAGGUGUAAUGGACGCCAAUGAUGUCAAAAUUGAGCAAAUGCCGUCCAUGACCGAAUCGAGUCUAUUCUCUGGAAUCACCAAAUUGUCCACAGACACCCUUUCAAAACCCAUCAAACCUGGGGAUACUAUUUUGGUGAAUGCCACUGGCUGGGCAUGGGCCGGUGGUGGCCGCAAUGUUGUUAGAGUGGACUUGACCAGUGACAAUGGAAAUACAUGGAACACGGCAACUCUCAAGGAAGGGUCCACACAACGUUUCGGACGUGCGUGGGCAUGGACGUUUUGGGAGUGCAAAGAUAUUCCUUGUAAGGUUGCCGAGGAUGGAACGAUUGAACUGGCAUCCAAGGCUGUUGAUAUGGCCUUCAAUAGUCAACCCGAAAGCAGCGAUCACUCAUGGAAUGUACGGGGUCUCGGCAACAAUUCAUGGUUCAAGGUCCAAGAAAAGGUCUGCUAGACCCAUACGAAGAAACAGGCCGUCGAAGAGGCCACUUUUUGUUGCUAGUAAUGCAUCUGCUUUAGCACCCUUUUGUCCAUCUCGCAACAACGGUGCCGUGAUCCUCGAUCCUUCGGGAGACUCCUGUCGACAGUGUAGAAUGGCACCAUAACACAAGGAAGUCUGGCGGCGUUCAUUUUUGGAUCACAUGCAACGUCGCAAAAGAAAGUAGUUAUACAAAGCGUUAUAGAAUCAAAAGAAAAGACCUUCGUUGAGUGCAGAAAUAUGGCUGAGA